AUGCCGUCUAGUUUCUUCAGAUUGUUCAGGGCCGAGGCAGAAACUUCGAUGCCUGACGUUGACAAGCUGUCUCUUGUAGAAGAGGCCCUCGCAUCGAGCGUUGGUGGCGCAUCGGUCGGGUUGCUGAAUAGCCCUGAACUAGCCAGUGUUAUCGAAGAGUGCAGAGCGGACGUGACGCGUAUAGCCAAACAAUGUAGGGCAAGGAAUGUCCGGUAUCGAGAUAUGGACUUCGAUGUCGAAAAUGACCAAGACCGAUGUCUGAACGGGCUCGUUCUAGGCGAUGUGUACAAUCCUUCCGAUGUCCAGCGCGUCACCGAGCUUUUCGACAACCCGAAAUUCUUCAGCGAUGACCGGCAUUCGAACGAGGUCAUACAGGGGCAAAGAUGCUCUAAUUGUUGGUUUAUAUCCGCGUUGGCCGCGACGUCGACGCUCAAGUCGCAGAUUGUCGAAAAGUACUGUGUCGCGCGCGACGAGCAAAUCGGUGUCUACGGAUUCGUCUUCUGGCGCGAUACGAGAUGGGUCAGCAUAAUUGUCGACGAUCUUCUUUACACUUCGAUCCCCAAAUAUGAAGAGCUGUCGAUACCCGAGAAGGCGCUAUUUCAAAACGACAAGGAGAAAUAUAAUACGUCUGCCCGCAAGGGCAACAAGACACUCUUCUUUGCCAAGUCGGGGAACAUUGGAGAAACUUGGGUUCCACUGCUUGAGAAGGCGUAUGCGAAAUUGCAUGGCGACUAUGGCUCCUUGUACAGUGGUUACGCCAGUGAGGUAUGGAAUCGAAGACUUGACUGGGGGCGUAUCGAGCUUUAUUCAAUGCAAGUCGUGUGCUUACGCAUGCUCAACCCAAUCCAGGACAUCCUCGACAAGGACACAUUUUGGACAGAGGAGCUGCUCAAGUCGAAUCGCGACCGCCUCUUUGCGUGUUCCUUCCACGGCUUGAACCCCACGCGGAAUGGCAAUUUCAAUGCGACCAUAAGCGGUCUGUGGGGAAACCACUCGUAUGCCGUCCUUCGUGCCCUCGAAUUUGGCGGGAAGCGAUUCCUUGUGCUGCGCAAUCCAUGCGGCCAGGCCGAAUGGAAUGGCCCCUGGUCGGAUGGCUCUAAAGACUGGACGCCGGAAUGGAUGGAAGCGCUACCUGCGCUGGGCCACGUUUUCGGAGACCCGGGAAAGUUCAUCAUGGAAUACAAGGAUUUCCUUUUGUGUUUUGAACAGAUUGAUAGAACAAGAUUAUUUGAUAGUUCGUGGACUGUCCGCUCCCAGGUCGUGAGGGUAUCGCACCCACGCCCGUUCCCUGAAUCGGGUCUUGGAUAUGGCGAUGUUUGCUUCACUUUCUCCCUCUCAACGGCUACUGCCGCAGUCAUCGUCUUGUCCCAACUCGAUGUCAGGUUCUUCAAAGGUUUAUCGCCGGCUUGCUAUUGGAACUUCGACUUUGUCUUGUAUCGCAGGGGGCAGAAAGCGGCGGUGGACACGUCCCCGCACUCACGUUACACGUCGCGGAGCGUGAGCCUGGAGUUUGCUGAAUUGGAGGCCGGGGAGUAUAUUGUCCAUUGUCGGCUGGACAAAGUACCGUUCACGGACAAGACCAACCAUGAAGAGUGGAGCCAGAGUAAGGUGACGCGGGUCGUGACCCAGCGGGCAGAAAGCGAGUCGGUUGCGACAAAUGUUGAGAUUGAUUGGCAGGAAAAGAAUGUGCCAAUUCCUUUGCGGAUACUGGCGGGACAAGACCUUGCCGAUCUCUGCCGCAAAGCGGACACUGCGAAAGCCCAGAGGAAAAGGACUUCACAAGACUCUAGCGAACGUGACAGCUCCGACGAUGUGUCGACUGAGGGGACCAAGGUGAACGACGAAGCGCCAGGUAUGACCACAACAAUCACGACAAUCAAGACCGUCAGAACUGGGGUGAAGAUAAUGACGGACACCAAGGAGGUCGUCCUGUUUGGCAGGGGCCCGCCUCCAUCUGAAGAGGAGGACAAUGAUGAUGAUGACGAAGAAGAAAAGGAAACCAGAUCAGAGCCGACUCCGGACAGUGCAGCCCCGUUUAUUGGGCUCAAGGUGUACACGCCUGCAGUCGUGGAUGUUGUCGUGAAGGCGCAACUACGGCAUGAUAUGCGGUUGAGUUUCGCGGGACUGAAGGUGGAUGAAUGGAAACUGUUUGGGUUAUGA
Molecule: messenger RNA, 2160 nt
Organism: Mycena indigotica
Lineage: Eukaryota; Fungi; Basidiomycota; Agaricomycetes; Agaricales; Mycenaceae
Product: Calpain catalytic domain-containing protein
Exons: 15
Coding region: 1-2160 (719 amino acids)
Biological process (GO): proteolysis
Cellular component (GO): cytoplasm
Molecular function (GO): calcium-dependent cysteine-type endopeptidase activity
Source: RefSeq, a predicted model, not a curated record